Messenger RNA from Annulohypoxylon truncatum, 540 nucleotides. RefSeq names its product cytidine deaminase-like protein. Gene Ontology annotation, molecular function: catalytic activity. The transcript has a single exon. The record is from RefSeq and is a predicted model, not a curated record. The coding region runs from base 1 to 540 and encodes 179 amino acids. NCBI's taxonomy places the organism in Eukaryota, Fungi, Ascomycota, Sordariomycetes, Xylariales, Hypoxylaceae.
AUGCCAUCACAAAUCCAUCCCACCAUUGCGCCCCGCGAUCACAAGGCAUUUAUGGAAUAUGCCUUACAAGUCGCCAGCCAAUCGCCACCAGGCCCUGAUAAAUUCUGCGUUGGCGCGUGUCUUGUGGACGAAGACAGUGGUAGGAUCCUCUCGACUGGAUAUUCUCUAGAAUUGCCGGGCGACAGACCGGGAGAUCCAGGGCGAACCCACGCGGAACAGUGCUGCUUCAUCAAGAUUUCCGAGCAGUUCAACACGGCAGAAGUACAGAUCGGCAACGUCUUACCGCCCAAUACCGUCUUAUACACGACCAUGGAACCUUGCAAUAGUAGGCUGACCGGAAAUAAGUCAUGUGUAGACAGGAUCAUAGGGUUGGACGGAGCGAUAAAGGCAGUUUACGUCGGAAUACAAGAGCCGAACACUUUUAUUUUCGCGAAUUCUGGCCGAGAUCGACUCGAAAAAGCAGGUAUCAGGAUGGUUUUCCUCGAAGGACUUCAAGAUCGCAUUCUAGAAGUUGCAAUGGCGGGACACAAGAAUAGGUAA